GUUUGGUUCAGUUUCAGUCCCGCGUUUAUUCUAUUUCUUCUCUUUGGCGCAAAUUUAUAAAAAAGAAUUUCUUCCAAUUCCUUAAUCUCAUUCGCAUUUGCAUCUCUCUCGAGUCGACUCAGUGAUUUCGUUCUCUGGUGCAUUGUGGUCUUUUCAGUGAGCUAGGGCGUAAAUUUUUAUCUUACUAGCUAUCGAUAGCAAGAAAUUCCUGCUAUUAUAACAUUAGGGGUUUAUUGUCUCUAGCAAAGACCCAAUGAAGGAAGAACGCUGCUGAAUUAGAGGAAGGAGUAAUAGUCGUUGGUGAUUAAGAUCAACAUGAGCGGCUCCAGGGAGAAUUCUCCUGAUUGGCUGCACUGUUUUAAGCCACCCACUGUGACAACCUUUGAAUUAUCAUCAGAUUCUGCGCCUUCUUCCCCUGUUGGUAGCCCUUCAAAGGAAGAUAGAACUGAUUCUGAUGACAAUGAGGUUAUUGGAAAAGUUCUGGGUGGAAGGUCAAGGACUCCGAGAAAAGGGCAAAAGUUAGAAGAUGGUAAACCUCCAGAUAAGAAUAAAUCAGCCAACCAGAAGAAAAGAACAGGUGAUAAGGCUGGUGGGAAAGUUUCCAAGAAAGUAACAGUUGAUGAAUUGAAACCCUCAGUUUUGGCACAGUCUUCAGAUUCUGAGUCAUCUCCUCAACUCAGCCCUAUAUCAGAUGAUUAUAAGCAAGAUUCUCCCUCUAAGAAGGCUUCCAAAGAUAAAUCUCCAAAAAAGGAGCUACAAGUGGAUGGUCAUACAACAAUAAAAGAAGAGAAGAGUAGUCUGAAAAAAGAAGCAAGUGAUGACGUGGAAAUGAAAGAGGAAGAGGCACCUGAAAAACAAGUUGAAUCUCAAGUAUCCUCUGGAAGGUUUCCUUUGAUACUCUCUGAGAAAGUCCAGCGAACAAAGGCACUUGUUGAGUGUGAAGGGGAUUCCAUAGAUUUGGCUGGUGAUGUAGGUGCUGUUGGACGGGUUGUCAUUUCAGAUACCGCAUCCGGAGAUCAUGAGAUGUACUUGGAUUUGAAAGGAACCAUAUACAAAACAACAAUAGUUCCUUCUAGAACAUUUUGUGUAGUUAGCUUUGGACAAUCAGAGGCAAAGAUAGAAGCCAUCAUGAAUGACUUCAUUCAGCUAAAACCACAAUCAAACGUCUUUGAAUCCGAAACCAUGGUUGAAGGAACACUGGAUGGUUUCUCAUUUGAUUCGGAUGAAGAGGGUGAAAAAGUUCCCAAAGCUCAACAAACGGAGCAUGGUGAAGAUGCUGAAGAGAAAACUAAUGGAAAGUCAAAAAGAAAAGCUGAGAAAACAUCGGGCGUUGCACGGAAGCGAGGUAGAGCUACGGGAGGGAAGGCACAGCCACAAAAGAAAGCAAAAAGGAAAGCUCCAGUUUCCAAGAAAGCCAAGGCCAAGAAAUGAGAGAAUGGACUGUAUUUUAUUAUUCAUUUUAGUUAUGCCAUAACAUACAAUCAACAGAACUGAUAUUUAGUUCAAUUAGGUGACAGGAGUUGUAGCUUAACAAACAUGUUGGUUACAUCUUAUGGCGUGAUGGGAUCGAUACCUGAUUUUUAAUUUUAAUGAAAGUGAAAUUUCAUCA
Molecule: messenger RNA, 1609 nt
Organism: Humulus lupulus (European hop)
Lineage: Eukaryota; Viridiplantae; Streptophyta; Magnoliopsida; Rosales; Cannabaceae
Product: DNA-binding protein BIN4
Exons: 14
Coding region: 316-1431 (371 amino acids)
Biological process (GO): DNA endoreduplication; chromosome organization
Cellular component (GO): nucleus; DNA topoisomerase type II (double strand cut, ATP-hydrolyzing) complex
Molecular function (GO): double-stranded DNA binding
Source: RefSeq, a predicted model, not a curated record